Molecule: messenger RNA, 4127 nt
Organism: Nomascus leucogenys (northern white-cheeked gibbon)
Lineage: Eukaryota; Metazoa; Chordata; Mammalia; Primates; Hylobatidae
Gene: MGAT1
Product: alpha-1,3-mannosyl-glycoprotein 2-beta-N-acetylglucosaminyltransferase
Exons: 3
Coding region: 1699-3036 (445 amino acids)
Biological process (GO): protein N-linked glycosylation
Cellular component (GO): Golgi apparatus
Molecular function (GO): alpha-1,3-mannosylglycoprotein 2-beta-N-acetylglucosaminyltransferase activity
Source: RefSeq, a predicted model, not a curated record
UGAAGGUAGGGUCAACAGGAUUUCUAGUCAGAUUGUGUAGAGGCGGCGAGAGAGCGAAGCUGGCUCUUCUGGUUCUGGCCUGAGUAAAUGGAGCCGCCGUUAAUGCCGAUGGGAAAGACAGGUGGGCGGAGAAGGUUUGGAGGCGGGGGAAGAAAGGGUCUUAUUUUCUUCCUUGUAAUAAUAUAUUCCAAGCAAUAUAAUUAAGCAAUAUAUAUUUUUUCCUUUAAGAAAACUCCAAAUGUUAUAUCGUUCCAAAUAAAAAAAUCAUUUCAAGAGUCCUGACGCAGCAACCAUUACAUUCCCAGUAAUGGAAGUGUUAAGUCAGUCCGUGCUCUGGAGAAAUCCCAUGACAGAACACAGGCCAGGAGACCGGGCCUGGAUUCCGGUUUUCGAACAGUGGGGCAAAGACGGAGGCUCCAAAUCCAUCCCCAGUCCGGCAAGAUUCUCGAAAAUGUCGGGAGAAGGCUGCAUAGGAACUUCAAGAACGAGUAGCGGCUCCCUUGGAUUCAGCGUGAGGGGGAAACCGCCAGGCAGAUUUGGAACUCAGGAGUCCGACGCCUGAAGGAGCGGGAGGCUGCUUCCGAGGAGCCCGGGGCACGACGGGAAAGGCCGCGCCGGCCAGGCCGCCCUCCUCCCGGCAGCCUCGGGCAGGCCGUCCCCGCGCCGACGACGGCGGGCCCGGCCGCAGGUACCAACAGCACCAGUCAGAGGGCAGCGCGGGCGCACCCUGCGAGGGCCCUGCCUCGUCAAGAGAGGCAGCGAGAAACAGCAGCGAUGAACGAAACAAAACCGUCCCCCACUACUGCUACAGAGCUCGCGUCCGAGGAAGCGGGAACACACACGCCCCGGUGCUUUCCGAAAGGCUUCUCGCCAAGACCCGCGACCAGCGCGGGGUGGGGGUGGGGGGGCACCCUUUUUGAGAAGCCAGGUCAAGCGGGCCGUUGCUAGGCGACCUUUGGGCGGAGGGAGAGGGCAGGGCUGCACCGCACAGGUUCCGCCCCCACUUCAGCGUCUUCGCCCCGCCCAAGCUCCGCCCAGCACCCAAGGGCCAACCCCCCGCGACGCAUGCGUGCUUCUUCCCGCGCGGCUCCACCUGCCGCGCGCUUCCGCAGCUGGCCAGUCUCUUCUGCCCCUCCCCCUCCUGUUAACACAGAAAUCUGCCUCCUGGGCCAUGCCGCUUCUAAGGCCUGUUUCUUCUCAUGAGCCCCAGCACAAGACAGAUGGGCCAGUUCUCACAGUGGAUAGCUUCCCGUGCCUGAGCAAGAGAUGGGAUAGUAUCUGGGAUCUGGCCAUCACCAGACUCUGAGCUUAAUAAGGCAGCUGAAUGAAGGGAGGUAACGGACCCCUGAGAGGGGCACUGAAGUCUGCAGUGGGGGGGGAGGGGCCUGGACACACCCCUUCCCCCCCAGACUCCUCCCCGUCAGGGUCAGCUCAGCCAUGGACUUUGGACCUGGAUAAGAAGAGAGAAGCUGCACUUUGGCGGAUCUGAUUUGGGAUUCUCAGUUUUGAAAAUGGAGUGCGGAAUGGGGAUUUGAGGAUCUCCUGGAGAGCAACUGAGACAAGAGAAGAAAGGUGCAUGGCUGCUUCCUAAUCCCGUAGUCCAGAGGAAGCAUCCCUAGGACUGCGGGCGAGGGAGCCGGGCAAGCCCAGGGCAGCCUUGAACCCUCUCCUUGCCUGCCCUCCCCGGUGGGGGCCAGGAUGCUGAAGAAGCAGUCUGCAGGGCUUGUGCUGUGGGGCGCCAUCCUCUUCGUGGCCUGGAAUGCCCUGCUGCUCCUCUUCUUCUGGACACGCCCAGCACCUGGCAGGCCACCCUCAGUCAGUGCUCUGGAUGACGACCCCGCCAGCCUCACCCGUGAAGUGAUUCGCCUGGCCCAAGACGCCGAGGUGGAGCUGGAGCGGCAGCGUGGGCUGCUGCAGCAGAUCGGGGAUGCCCUGUGGAGCCAGCGGGGGAGGGCGCCCACAGCGGCCCCUCCCGCCCAGCCGCAUGUGCCUGAGACCCCAGCGCCAGCGGUGAUUCCCAUCCUGGUCAUUGCCUGUGACCGCAGCACUGUUCGGCGCUGCCUGGACAAGCUGCUGCAUUAUCGGCCCUCGGCUGAGCUCUUCCCCAUCAUCGUUAGCCAGGACUGUGGGCACGAGGAGACAGCCCAGGCCAUCGCCUCCUACGGCAGCGCGGUCACGCACAUCCGGCAGCCCGACCUGAGCAGCAUUGCGGUGCCGCCGGACCACCGCAAGUUCCAGGGCUACUACAAGAUCGCGCGCCACUACCGCUGGGCGCUCGGCCAGGUCUUCCACCAGUUUCGCUUCCCCGCGGCCGUGGUGGUGGAGGAUGACCUGGAGGUGGCGCCGGACUUCUUCGAGUACUUUCAGGCCACCUAUCCGCUGCUGAAGGCCGACCCCUCCCUCUGGUGCGUCUCGGCCUGGAAUGACAACGGCAAGGAGCAGAUGGUGGACUCCAGCAAGCCUGAGCUGCUCUACCGCACCGACUUUUUUCCCGGCCUGGGCUGGCUGCUGUUGGCCGAGCUCUGGGCUGAGCUGGAGCCCAAGUGGCCAAAGGCCUUCUGGGACGACUGGAUGCGGCGGCCGGAGCAGCGGAAGGGGCGGGCCUGCAUACGCCCCGAAAUCUCAAGAACGAUGACCUUUGGCCGCAAGGGUGUGAGCCACGGGCAGUUCUUUGACCAGCACCUCAAGUUUAUCAAGCUGAACCAGCAGUUUGUGCACUUCACCCAGCUGGACCUGUCUUACCUGCAGCGGGAGGCCUAUGACCGAGAUUUCCUGGCCCGCGUCUAUGGUGCUCCCCAGCUGCAGGUGGAGAAAGUGAGGACCAAUGACCGGAGGGAGCUGGGGGAGGUGCGGGUGCAGUAUACGGGCAGGGACAGCUUCAAGGCCUUCGCCAAGGCUCUGGGUGUCAUGGAGGACCUUAAGUCGGGGGUUCCGAGAGCUGGCUACCGGGGUAUUGUCACCUUCCAGUUCCGGGGCCGCCGUGUCCACCUGGCGCCCCCACCGACGUGGGAGGGCUAUGAUCCUAGCUGGAAUUAGCACCUGCCUGUCCUUCCUGGGCCUCUCCUUGUCAUAUCAUGAGCUGAGGUGGGACCACAGCCCCCAGGCUCCAUCGGCCUGCCUGUGUUUCCCUCUUAGGUGCAUUUAUCUUUUUUAUUUUUCCAAGUGGCAUUUAAGUGCACAAAUGAUAACGAGAGGAUUAUUCUCCCGUUCUCAGGGGAGUCGGGAACUAUUCUAGGGUAUGUUGUGGGGUAUUAAGCAGGAAACCACUGUGUGGUAGGGGGGCACUGGGCUUGUUGGGGCCAGAAAUGUCCACGUCCUGAGCUUUCUCCUGCAGCAUAUGCAGAGAGUUUGGCAACGUUCGCUCUCUUGACCAGACCCCUUCUCCCUGACCUGGCUCUUCCAGCCAGGGCACGAGCCCUCCUUCUAUAGCUGCUCCCCUUCCCCCAGUGGGGACUGGGUUAUGGGAGAAGGGGACAUAUUUGCGGCCAAAAUGAUACUAACCAAAGGGGCUUCCUUGUCAGGACCCGGUGGAGUUGGUGGGUCAUCGGGGCUCACUGCCUCCUGCCCUUCUCCCCUGUCUCUGACCCCCACUUAGCCCUUCUCUCCUUGCAGCCCAGCAGUUUAUGGUUCUGAGAUGGAAAGUUGAAGGGGGCAAGCAAGACCUCUCCUCAGCCCAUGCCCAGCUGUCAGGAGAGAGGUGCAGGGAGGAAGGCCUUGUGCUGGGACAACCCCUCUUCUUGCCUUACCUCAGAGAGGGACUAUGCCCUGACCCCUCCUUUCUGAAAAUCAGUGCCCUCCCUGUUGCUCUAGGAGGCUCCUGCUGGCUUGGUAGAAGACAGAAUUCGAUCUGCCUGUCCCUUUUUCCCCUGGGGUUUGACGCACAGGAUCCUCUCAGCAUGAGGUGGAGCAGUAGACCAGGUGGAGCAGUGACUAGGACGCCUCUAGCCCAGUGCUGCCCAGCCUCCCUGCCCGCUCCCAGGCACCCCGUGUCCUCACAGGCCAGGACGCCGUGGCAGGGUGGAGAGGACUUGGUGGAUUUUUGUUUCUUGCCUGACCUCAGUUUCAUGAAAGAAAGUGGAAGCUACAGAAUUAUUUUCUAAAAUAAAGGCUGAAUUGUCUGAAAAAUA